GAGCCGCUGCAGCCAAAGUACUUCAAGGACCUGGGUGCGCAGCGGGUGCGGAUCACGUACGGGCCGUAUCUCGUGGCCGGGUCGGGCGACGCGGCCACGCACGGCAUGCAGGCAUUCCCGGACAUGGACGCCAUGAUGCCGUGCUACGGCUGCCUCGUGACCGGCUACGUGCCGGACCUUAAGUUCUCGGACGACGGCACGUCGGCCAACGCCAACAAGAACAUGUGGCUGCACCACAUCGGCCUCAUGAACCUGAACCGCUCGGCGGCCACCUGCACACACUGGCCCGAGAGUAUUAGUGUCAAUGGCAACGAGCGGUCGCCGUUCGAUUUUACUAUCAAGGGCACCCGCAAAGCCGGCUACUACCUCGGCACGGGCGACCAGGUGAUGCUGACGACGGAGGUGAUGAACCUGGCGGCGGCGCCGCGCAACGUAUCCCUCACCAUCGAGUGGGAGUUUCUGCCUGGCACACCCGACGGCUUCGACGUAGUAACGCCCGUGUGGCUCGACGCACGCGGCAACUGCCUCGACGAGCCCGACGGCAUCCCGGCCAACGCGACCAUAUUCAACGCGACAUCCACCACGGGCUGGACGGCGCCGUUCGCGGGCGACCUGGUACUGGCGGUGCCGCACGUGCACGACGGCAGCACGGGGCAAGAAGUCUUCCGCGACGGCGCGCUUGUGUGCCGCAACGUGCCGGGGUACGGCGAGACGUCGGGCUACAUCACGCACCUUCCGGGCGCCGGCGGACACCAUGACCACGGCUCUGACAGCCACGUGAUGCACGUGUCGUCCAUCUCGCAGUGCGCUGACUUGGGGCCCGUGGCGGCCGGGGCCAAGUUCACCAUCUCGUCUCAUUACAACAUGACGGCGCACACGCCGAUGCGCACGCGUACCGGCGCGUUCGAGCCCAUCAUGGGCAUCGAGUUCCUGCAC
Lasiosphaeria miniovina is the source of this 936-nucleotide messenger RNA. RefSeq lists its product as uncharacterized. The record is from RefSeq and is a predicted model, not a curated record. NCBI's taxonomy places the organism in Eukaryota, Fungi, Ascomycota, Sordariomycetes, Sordariales, Lasiosphaeriaceae. The transcript is spliced from 2 exons. The annotation marks the transcript as partial.